Messenger RNA from Tetranychus urticae (two-spotted spider mite), 609 nucleotides. The record is from RefSeq and is a predicted model, not a curated record. Lineage: Eukaryota; Metazoa; Arthropoda; Arachnida; Trombidiformes; Tetranychidae.
AAUCAAUUCACUCGAAAACAUUGUCAUGAUGUUGAUGUUGAAAACCAAAAAUUCAGCUGAUCAUGCUUCUAGAUUGGAGGAAAAGACAUAUCCAUCCAGUAAUAACAAGCCGACAACAUCCAGAAAGUCUGAUAUUGAACCUUAUUCUAGUCACAGCGAAGAAGUCAACAUCAACAUGUCCUCUAAAAAUCUGGCCUCAUCUAUUAUGGGACCUCGUCAGGCCUGGAUGGACACUGACUUAUCACUUGAAGAUGCUUCUUUAAUCGAAGCAAUCGAUGCAAUUGCUCGAGAUUGUGAAAAAGACAGAGAAAUGAACAAUCUUACAGGUCUAAUUUCACACCAGGAUAAAUAUGCCUCAUCCGCUUCUAUCUUCUGUAGCUUCUAGGUUGGAGAAAAGAUUACAAGAGUUAAAAAGCGAAAAUGACCAUCUUCGAAGCCACCGUGAUUUCAUGUUGCGCAGAUUAAUAGAAGGUGAUUAUAGAAUGAACACUGGAAAAACAAAAAAAGUAAACAAAGAAGCUGAGAAUACCGAAACGAGAGUCAAACGCACUACAACUAUCGAAAAUGUCGAAAAUUAAAGUGAGAAAGAAAAAAACGUUCUGCAAUCUG